GACCACGACCUACGAGGUGUGGGCCACCGCCGACACGGACGCGCACAGCGACCCGCGGCCGAACCUCGACGUGUGGUGCGGCGUCGCCAUCGCCGGCGUAAGGCUCGCUUCGGAGCCCGCGGCCGACGGGGCCGACCGCCAGCAGCUGACGGUCGCCAUCGACGCAAAGGGCUGCGCCAGCGGCGAGGGCUGCCUCGAGCUGCACGCGGGGUACACCGUCUCCGUCGUGGCGGUGCACGUGGCGGUGCAGGCGGGCAGCGCGUCGCGGGGGGCGGUGCGGCGCGCCGUCUUCCUGCCAGCGCCGCGGUGGCGCGCCGGCGAGGCGGCCGGCGGCAUGUCCGCCGUCGGCGUCUUCUUCCUGCUGCUCGCCCUCAGCGUCGUCGGCUACGUCGCUCUCUGGCUGACGCGGCGCAAGCUGUCAGGCCGCCACUUCGCCGCCGACAAGGAGACGUGGAACGCCUUCCUCGCUGACGUCUCUGACCACGCGGCCAUCGCUAAGGAGUACGCCCUCCGCUACGGAGGCUUCGCCGCGCGCCAGCUGCACGCGGUCGCGAGGGCCGCGUACGAAAAGGCGAGAGAGCUGGCCGGCGGCGGCGGCGCGUCGCCGCCCCGCCGCACCACGCGCGCCACCGGCGGCAGCUCGCGCGCGCGCGUGUCCGAGUCGAUGACCGCCCCGCUCGCCUCGUCGGCCGCCCACAUGGGGAGCCUGACCGACGGCGCGCUGCCCGCGCUCGCCGAGCCGCACGAGGGCGGCGGCGUGCGCGUGCUCGCGGGCGGCGGCGGCGCGGCGGCCACCUUUGCCCCGCCCGAGCCGGCCGAGGCUGGCGGCGACGGCGCCGUCGCGCCGCUCAUCGCCGCGCCGCUCCCCGCCUCCUCACCCGCGAUGGGGGGGCCGCUGAGCGGGGGGGGCGUCGUGGCUGCGACCACUGCGCCGCUCUCGUUUGGCGGCGGCGAGCCGCUGCAGGUCGCGAGCAUCGACGCGACCGACGACAACCUCUUUGCGGAGCCGGUGCUAACGGAGCCGCUCUCGCUCAACGGAGGAGACGCGCCGCUGCAGGUGGCGUCCGUCGUGCCGCUGCCGCCCGGCGCGGGGGGCGGCGACAACUAGUCGGUGGCCCGAUGCCACCGUAGCUGUACGCACAGGCAAACUAGUGGGGACGACCUGACGCACGCGACGGUCCCGUGGUCGCCGUCAUGGGUGGGCAUGGGUUGAAGCGCGUAUUAGUGCCGGAGGGCGGCGUCAUAUGUGUGUACAAACGCCGUGACGCGUGAGGAUUUGCGCGUUCUUGUGGUUGAUGAGAAGUAUUUAUGAAACG
Molecule: messenger RNA, 1316 nt
Organism: Emiliania huxleyi CCMP1516
Lineage: Eukaryota; Haptophyta; Isochrysidales; Noelaerhabdaceae
Exons: 3
Coding region: 335-1108 (257 amino acids)
Source: RefSeq, a predicted model, not a curated record